AUGCACAAGCCAUCCAUCGCAGAAGCUGUCUACAAUGCCACGUUUCCUAGACCGAAACCUACCGACCCGACGUCAUUCUCUGUGCAUAUUGCGCGGAAUCUAGUUCCAGAAGUGAGAAUUGAAACACAAGCCUUCUACGGACUGCUCGAUUCCAUUGAAGCGCAAUACCCCGGGCUCGACUAUUCGGUCUUUGACGAGCUGGGUUUGACGAAGGCGGAGAUUGCGUCGCUCUGCCGGUGGGAAGGGACAUUGUCGGCCCGCCAGAGGUACGAAAAGGAAGAAGGCAUCAAGGUCCGUGACACAACUGCCGAUAGCGUUCGUCCUGCCACCCCCGCACCUACACCGUCCGCACGCUUCCACACAGAGACGGAACCAUCGACCCCCGCAGACGGCCCUGUUACACCGGAUGAGUGCGUUCAGGACCUCCUGCCACCAGUGACAACGCACCAGAAGCACGAAGAGGACGGGGAUUACAGCGAUGAAGAAAUGGAGAGCUACGGAGUACAGCUCAACCAGCGUCUCAUGUACGCAACGGCUGCCCGCGAGCAAGGCCAUAAUAUCCCCCUGGACGAGGAUUGGGAACAAUGGCUCAAAGAAGCGCGCGAACGAGGCAGCUACGAUAUGAUGGAUGUAGUACGAACUGGUCAACCACUGGAGACGAGAUCAAAUGGCCCUGCUGCUUCGAUGCCUGCACUAAUGAAUCAACUGGCAAUAGCCGCGCAACAACCGGUAUCAGUCCAUCCAGGUGCGGGUUAUCGUCGUCCGUCGACUAAUCCGUCGGGGGUUGCUCAAUGAAUACAACAAUCCGAAUACCAUCUUCUUCUAUUUCGGAGGUCAUGGUAACCGGUUCUUAACUCACUUAGCAGCUAUUCGUUCGAUCAGGCGCGUUUUUGGCGUUGCAAGGCGCGCUCUUCAUAUCUGGUUUGGCGUUCUUUUACUUCCUUACUCCAACUCUUGCUUUUAGACCAUUGAUUUACCUUAUUUUCUGUCGACUCCUUUCCUAUCGACAUUUUGUUCACACAAAUACCCUUGAAUUUUUUAUGUUGCUUACAAUCCAAUCAUUGUAUUUCUUUUCACAUUAUUACGCUCAAUAUCCGGCAUGUUGACCGUUCUUCAGAUUCAUGGAAAGCAAAAGCUCCUAAUUAGCAAUGAUAUUCUUAAUCUAGAAUUACUACAACCAAAUAGCAUUACUUUUUUUUUUUU
Molecule: messenger RNA, 1203 nt
Organism: Talaromyces stipitatus ATCC 10500
Lineage: Eukaryota; Fungi; Ascomycota; Eurotiomycetes; Eurotiales; Trichocomaceae
Exons: 2
Coding region: 1-795 (264 amino acids)
Source: RefSeq, a predicted model, not a curated record